Messenger RNA from Porites evermanni, 1097 nucleotides. NCBI's taxonomy places the organism in Eukaryota, Metazoa, Cnidaria, Anthozoa, Scleractinia, Poritidae. The record is from the annotation of a GenBank genome assembly.
GAAGUAAAUGAUACAUUACAAUUAUUUGACGAGUGGAUGGAGCUUUCAGAUGAUCCAACUGAAAAUCAGCGUGCUAAGGAAAAGCAAGCCUAUUUGGUGGAUACAUGGAAGUCAGUUCGUGCUGCAGCUGUAAACGCAGUGAAGAAGUCUCGAGAGGACAAUGGCUCUGUUUUCUCUAAAAAAUCUCGUCAUUCGCGAAGGUCUAGUGUAUCAAGCCGAUGUUCAUUCAGGGACACACUGAUAAACGUAAGAGCUAAAAGAGUGGCCUUGGAAGAGAAAUUGAAGUUUUCAGCAGUCAUUGCAGAGCAAGAGAAAAAAUUAGAACAGCUAAAGCUUCAAGAGAAACUUGGAGAAGUCUGGGCACAAGAGGCUGUGUCUCAUAAGGCUGUGGAAGAAGAGGACAAAACGGACGACUUUCAACCUCCCUUGCUGCCAACCAGACAGUACGAUCCCAUUUCCGCCUUCCUGAGUGACAAUGCUGAAGAGCUAACGUCAACACCAGAAGUUGUUCCUUCAGUAUCAAAGAAUUUUCAACCAGUUCCGACUGCGAGUGCUUCAUCAAUGUUUACGUCACCACCUCAGUUCGCAGUCUCUUCGUCUUCAAUGCGGAAUCCAAGACCUCAGCAGCUUCUUCAAGCAAGAAACCUCAAGAUACUAUCUAUUCUAGUACACACACUAGAUCUAGAUUUGGAACACAGGCUACUUUAACCUGCACAACUUCUUCUACCAGCAACACAGUUUAUUCUAGUACACACACUAGAUUUAGCUUCGGAACACGGGUUCCGCCAACUUAUACGAUAUCCUCUACGGGCAGCACAGUUUAUACCAGCACUAACACGAGAGUUAGCUUUGGAUCAAACGCGCCAUCAACUUAUGCCACACCCUGUACAGGCAGACCGGGACUCAGCUCGUCAAGAGGCUUUUGUGGAAGUCCUCCAGCUUUCAUCCCGUCACCCGAUUCCGUCCACACCCUUCCACCGCAAGAUUACCUGCUAGAUUUCAGUGACACUUUAGCCAAAAUGACACAGCUAAACCGGAUGUGUUUAAGGGAAAUGAACAAGAUAAAACAAAAUUCUUCCUGUGGGAAAACGCAAUAG